Molecule: messenger RNA, 447 nt
Organism: Prunus persica (peach)
Lineage: Eukaryota; Viridiplantae; Streptophyta; Magnoliopsida; Rosales; Rosaceae
Exons: 1
Coding region: 1-447 (148 amino acids)
Source: RefSeq, a predicted model, not a curated record
AUGGAUUUAAGGAGUUUAGGACAAACAGAGAAACAAUACAAUGGACGGGAACCUUCAGCACCACCUUCUGAAAUUGGUAGCCUUGUUGACCCCUCUGCACUCAAGGAACUUACGCCGACUGGCCAGCAUUUGGACUUUAGGGGUUUAGGACUAAUAGAUAAAGCUUUUGUGCCACUAUUAGAGGAAAUCUGUUCAUGGUAUCCUUCGUUGAUUGCAUGCCAACAGAAGAGAAGUCGCAAAGUUAGCAAAUGUGCAUUCACAGCUUUUGGGGAACUCCUGCAUUUUCUGAAGACUACAACGGUGAAGGAUAUGACAGAGGAUAUCUGUGUACGCCUUCAAAGUUUAUGGGAGGAUGUUGAGAUCUUCAGAUUUGACUUGGCAUGGCUGGAACCUCAUGUUCAAUCCGCUUUGCGUAUGAAGAAGUUUCUGGAAAGGCAGGGAGACUGA